CAAUCUCGAGUAUCUAUAAAUAAGACCAUACAAACCUUGAGAAAAGCAUCCACUUCUCUGACAGAACAACAAAAGAAUCCAAGCGGUUGGUGGUCAGCCAUGGCAAGCAGCUCCCAAGAAGUUCCUGCCACUUCAAAGAAGCUUCAGGGUAAGGUGGCGGUGAUCACCGGCGGCGCGAGCGGCAUCGGCGCGUGCACGACGCGGCUGUUCGUGAAGCACGGCGCCCGCGUCGUGGUCGCCGACAUCCAGGACGAGCUCGGCGGGAGCCUCUGCGCCGAGCUCGGCCCGGAGAACUCCAGCUACGUGCACUGCGACGUGACCGACGAGGCCGACGUCGCCGCCGCCGUGGACCACGCCGUGGCCAAGUUCGGGGGUCUGGACGUCAUGUUCAACAACGCCGGCGUCGGCGGCGCGCCGUGCUAUAGCAUCCGCGACGCCGCCAAGGAGGACCUGGAGCGCAUGCUGGCCGUGAACGUGGUGGGCCCGUUCCUGGGCACGAAGCACGCGGCGCGGGUGAUGGUGCCCGCCCGCCGCCGGGGCAGCAUCAUCUCCACGUCGAGCAUGGCGUCGGCGGUGGCCGGCCCGGGGCCGCACGCGUACGCGGCGUCGAAGCACGCCGUGGUGGGGCUCAUGCGGAACGCGGCGGCGGAGCUGGGCCGGCAUGGGAUCCGCGUCAACUGCGUCGCCCCCGCGGCGGUUGCCACGCCGAUGUCGACGGGGAUGGGCGGCGUGGACAAGCAGGCGACGGUCGAGGCGGUCAUGGAGGCCGCGGCGAACCUCAAGGGCGUGGGGCUCAAGGUGGACGACAUCGCCGCCGCGGCGCUUUUCCUCGCAAGCGACGACGCCCGGUACGUGAGCGGGCAGAACCUGCUCAUCGACGGCGGCUUCUCCGUCGUCAACCCAUCAUUUGGUUUCUUCAAGGACUGAGAUAGUGAGAUGUGAUACUUGCAAGCACAUUUCUUGAAUAAAAUUGGAUCAAUGGUACCGGCAUAUUUAGCAUUA
Panicum virgatum (switchgrass) is the source of this 1002-nucleotide messenger RNA. Its product is annotated as momilactone A synthase-like. The transcript has 2 exons. NCBI's taxonomy places the organism in Eukaryota, Viridiplantae, Streptophyta, Magnoliopsida, Poales, Poaceae. The coding region runs from base 100 to 927 and encodes 275 amino acids. The record is from RefSeq and is a predicted model, not a curated record.